Molecule: messenger RNA, 2836 nt
Organism: Ceutorhynchus assimilis (cabbage seed weevil)
Lineage: Eukaryota; Metazoa; Arthropoda; Insecta; Coleoptera; Curculionidae
Source: the annotation of a GenBank genome assembly
UAAUACGCCACUGAAACAAUAUAUUUAUUUAUUCAAAAAUGUACUAAGUUUGUGUAAAUGUAUUAUUUUUCUAUAUUUUCAAUACACAUAAACCGUAAAACCUAACGUCUUUUCGAAUUGCAUUUAUUGUUUUUUUCUACUUGAGAAGUGCCUAUACCUACUAUACUGCCUCCCAAUGCCUAAAAUAACAGAACAUUCCUGAAUAUUUGUAUAUUGAAAUACACCUAGCGCCGCCUGGCUAACAAUGUUGGAGGCUCUAAAAUCUUUUUUGGUAGGAUACAGACAGAAUCAAUACAAUACAGUAUACUUACUUAUUGAUUUUAAAGAAAGAGCAUUUAAGUUUUUUUAUAUUUCCUUUGGUUGGCGAAUAAGGCGUGCGUAGAAAAUUACAAGAUCAGAUUUUAAAUAAUUAUAUAGUUAGCAUAUUAUAUUGCUAAUAAUGGUUAGGUAGGUAUGUACUACUAAACCUGCCAUUAUUGUAUUUCUAAUAAUUAUUAUUAUCGAAUGUUAUUUUUCAGUGCGAUUUAAUGAAUAUAGGUAGGCAAACCUAUUUCAUAAUUUUAUUGUCUGUAGUUUUCCCCUGGUUUUAACAAUAAUUAUUAUUGGGAGUUACACUAUAUGUAUAUACUGAACCAAACUUGGUACUAUUGAUUCCUUCGCCAUAUGUCAAUAUAUAGUUUUUAUUCUGGGUAUGAUUCUGAGUUCUUGGGGUAGCCGUCUGGUAUAUAAUCUGAUGAAAUUGAUUUUCACAGAAAUAUAUCUAAAUAUAGAUUUUUCUCUUUCUCAAUGAUGUUUAAGGCUGCUCAUCAGGAACUUGCUGUAACGAUAAAUAUAAUCAAUACUGUGUUCGGUUUGCAAUAUUGUCACAUGCCUCGCUGCUAAUACCUAUAGGACCUCAAGUUAUGGGAUGCUCUUCAGGAAAGCACACAAUUACAAAAAGGAGCUUAGCGUAUAUUGUCUACUAGUGGGUACCUACAUCACCAAAAGGGCACCACGUAGGUACGCCACAUAAUUCUCACUUUCCAUUAGUGAAAAAUAUAACUACUAUUUUGAAUCGAAUAAUACAAUAAUACAAUGUCACGUUGUAAUAGCACCUCACAACUCUGAUUAUAGAAAAAAGUAUGGUAACAUUAUACAAUAAAUAAUCAAUGCAACCAGGAUUCCUGCUUCAAGAUUCCUGAUAGAAUGACGAACUCGCAUUGAACCUGCGAUAGCCUUGAACAUGAAAACUACUUGUGAUUCACAUAAAUAUACCCAAACCUCAAUAAAUGUUGAUCAACAUUGGAUUUUCCCGGUUUGCUUGAUAAUAAAAUGAAUCACAGAUCCAGUGCUGCUUGAAAGUGAGUCAAUAGUAGAGUUCAAUAGUAAUCAUGUCUAACCAGCAACAUUGGCCGAAUGAGUCACCAGUAUUUUCUACAGAACAACUCAAAGUUCUUUCAAAUACCCAUUCAAAACCAAAUUCUGAAGUUAAUCUUGACACUAUUAUCAGAAAUAGUGCGUCUUUUCCAAUAGAUUUUCCAGUGGAUAGUGUUAAAUGCGAAUUUCUUCAAGCUAAAGGUGUAAAUGGUAGCUCUCUGGAACAUAAUGCUAACUCAGUCUAUCCAAUUCUCCACGAAUCGGCAUUACCAUUGUUUCUUCAGUUUUUGUACCAUAAAAAACGAUUUGGGUCAAAUGUUGAAAAAGCCCUCUACAAAAAUUUCACAGUAGAGCAACUUGUUGACAGACUCUUAUCGAAAAGAGCAGUGGUAUUUUGUGGCAGAUCCGAUAUGUUUAUGUUGCUUGAUGGAUUUUCUAAUUGUGGAAACUGGGAAGUUAUUGGUACAAAUGAAGAAAAACCACCACGAAUAUUAGAAAAUUGUUUGUCUUAUGAUGAAAUAAAACUCUCAGCACUUCUUUCCGUUUCAUCUUAUACAUAUUUUAUCAACGAUGGGUCAAGGGAUAAUUGUGGAAAAUAUUCAGGCGACAGGGAACAGCUGGAAGAUUUCGGAAUUAUUAUUGGACUUAUUGGGGUCAGAUUUGAAAAACCCGGAGUAAUGGAAUAUCAAGAUAUUGUAGUAUCAAAAGAACAAAAUAUUCAAGGCAAAGGAUAUGGAACUACUUUUGUACCAACUUUGCAAGGAUCGUUUAUGAACUUCUAUGGAGAGCCCAGUUUCACGUACGACGAACUGAAAAAUCAAUUCAGCGACAAUAUGAAAUACACUCAGUUAAGAGAUGGGAAAUAUUUCAACAAUCAUGUUUAUGAAAAAAGGUUGAGUUUAUCUAUAGAUACGUUGCUAAUAGAAGCAAGCGAAAGAGCUAAAAAAUUGGACAAAAUGGCUUUUGUUCUAGUAGUCGGAAUUGGUUUGGGUGUUUGGAAAAUUUCAAGGCAUCAAAAUGAGGUUUUUAUGAAUGCGUUUUCUAGAAGAAUAAGAUUUCUUGGAAGUAACUUGAUCUAUACCAGUGACAUUUUCUUUUCCUACAUUGGCUCAACCUCAUGUGGUAAAUACAAGGAUCAAGAUAUAAUCCCGAUUGCAGAACACAAAAAUGGUGGGAUUAAAAUUCACUUCGGGAAUAGAAAUCCUCAUAUAAAACUCAAAGGCCCAAAUCAAGGCAAAUUGUUAGUGGUGUCUUAUGCUUGGGAUGGGAAUGCGCUUCCAGGAAAUGAAUUCUGGUUGGGUCAGCUAGCUGCCAGUGGAGAUCCAGCAGCUGCUUGUUCAACGCAAAUUGCUGAGCUGCACAAUCCACAUAUUAAUCCGAAAGUCUCCGGGGCUAACCUGAGAAUUGCAACUCUAGACAAUGGAGUCGAGAUGUUUUGCGAUUAUAUUAAGAGAAAACAAGAAGUUGUUUGAUUUUUGUA